AUGUACCAUGCCGUAUCCUAUGGGACAAUGUUACAUCUUCAGGCAACAGCAACCUUGGAACCAUCCGACCUCGAGGCAGCCACUAGACAAAUCAAACACGCCGUCAAGGUUUGUUUAACAAAGCGCCGAAAGGGAAAAUUCACUGACAACUUUUCAAAGUCUACAGCCAAAGCGAAAACCGCCUUUUAUGCUUCCUACACAGAGGACGAAGCGCAUGCGGAAUUGUGCUAUGCCGAAAGUCUCCUCCAGUGGGUUUUCCUCGCUGUGCUUCAGGACGAGAAACUUGUUACUCUCAUUAAAAGCUCCCUUAAAUUGCGCGAAUGCUACAAAUGUUAUAGAACUUGCUGGAAAAUCUACAAAAAUAAGAAGUGGGCUGAUGGCCCAUCACGUGCAGCUUUUGAAUGCGGUGUUUUCAUGGGUGUCGGAGCCUUCAAUCUGGUAUCUACUUUCCUUGCUCCCUUCGAAAGUCCUGUCCUUACUAGAAAUAGUUGGAUUUUCCGGGAAAAAGGUGAGCCGUCCCUUGGUUAUUUUUUUCUAACAUUUUUUACCGUUUCCCAGGAUCUUGGUCUUCAACUCCUCCACGAAGGCAGAAAAAUCGAACAUGGCGUUCGCGAUCCCCUCUGCGCACUUAUCAUCCUUGUGUAUGAUCUCUAUGCUACCCAAAUGACUGGUGAGAGCUUCUGUAUUUCUGACGUGUGUUGCCCAAAAAUUACUGUUUGUGACACCGCAUGCGACUCAGGUGUCGGGGUUAUUAACUUGUCUUUUCGCCUUCACGCAGAUGGUGAUGAGAUUUCAGCCUUGGAAGAAGCUCGCAGGAUUCUUCCAUCGUGUAUGAAAAAAGCGCCAGAUAGUGCCUUUUUCCUCUUCCUUAAUGGUCGCUUAGAAACACUUUGCGGGAAUUUCAAAUUGGCCCGUGAAUACUUCUUCAAGUCGAUCGAAAGCCAGUCAGAUUUUGUCAAUUUUCACCACAUCUGUUACUGGGAGUUGAUGUGGUGCCACUGUGUACAGGCCGAGUGGAUGGACGCGAUGAAGUAUGCAGAGAGGUUGACUUGCGAAAGCAAGUGGAGCCAUGCCACUUACCGCUACCUCAUGGCCGCCUUCAUAAUCCAGUUUCUCGAAGAAGAGCGCCGAGCCGCGACUGAGGGAGCGGGUAAAACUCCGCCCUCGUCACCAAUCAGUACGGAUCCCAGAGAGGAUGCUGAUGGUGGAACUUUAGCCAAACACGCAGAAGAUUUGCUUAGAAGUGUUCCUCAAAUGAUACAACGGAUAGCUGGCAAAUCUCUCCCCAUUGAGAAAUUCGCCAUGAAGAAGGCCACCCGAUACUUUGAGCAAGGAAAUCGCUUGACCCUUCCUGGUCUGGAACUCAUGUAUCUAUGGAACGGCUUCAAACUCAUUAGCAACAAAAAAGAACUCAUCAGCAAAUUUCUUCUAACAAUCGAGGCCAAAAUCCAGAACCUUGUAACAAACAAAAAUUCCAUAGUGAACUUCACAGACGAUUUCUGUAUGGCAACCCUGCUGAAGGGCGUGUGUCUUCGCUGCUUGAAAAAGAAUUUCCAAGCUAAAAUGUGUUUCACUGAGGUCCUCAUGAACGAGAAAGCUAUUCGCCAGGAUAAGUACGUGCUGCCCUUCAGUGAGGUAGAACUCUGCCAAAUCGCUAUGCAUGAAGGGGAACUGGACGAGGCGAAACGGCACCUCGAUAAAGCCUGGACUUACACGAAGUACAGUCUUGAAGCUCGCCUCCACUUCCGUCUGCACUCCCUUACGGCGCUGUUGAAGGAGAAGAAGACCUCAAAAUUGGUCUGCAAAAGCUUAGAGGCCUCGCCAGCCGGUUCCUGGCACAAUGGGCUAAACCAGUCAGAAGACGGCGAAGACAACCCCUUCAAUAUCCAAUUCGAUCCAAAAUUAGAUAACAUGGACGACGCGCCCAUCACCUUGGAAUUGUACGUCUUUAUGCAAUCCGUUUGGGUGCUUAUGUUCAUUACAUGA
Molecule: messenger RNA, 1986 nt
Organism: Mesocestoides corti
Lineage: Eukaryota; Metazoa; Platyhelminthes; Cestoda; Cyclophyllidea; Mesocestoididae
Source: the annotation of a GenBank genome assembly